This is a messenger RNA of Momordica charantia (bitter melon), 1284 nucleotides long. It is a transcript of the gene EXPA8, whose product is annotated as expansin A8. Gene Ontology annotation, cellular component: extracellular region. The record is from RefSeq and is a predicted model, not a curated record. Gene Ontology annotation, biological process: plant-type cell wall organization. NCBI's taxonomy places the organism in Eukaryota, Viridiplantae, Streptophyta, Magnoliopsida, Cucurbitales, Cucurbitaceae.
UGUGGCUUUCCCUUCUCUUUCCAAAGUAAAAUUAGCCCUUUGUUUUUGUAUCACACACAUGGCUUGUUGCCAAAUCUCUCUCUCUCUCUCCCCUAUAUAAAUCUCCCCUCUCCUCUCCUCUACCUCUAAACCCAAAAGCCCCACCCUUUCACACUACACUUGGAACUUUACCCAUAUGGCUUCUUCUCUUCUUCUUUCUCUCUUCCUCCUCCACCUCUACUUUGGCUCCACUGCCGCCGACUACGGCGGCUGGCAGAGCGGCCAUGCCACCUUCUACGGCGGUGGCGAUGCAUCUGGCACUAUGGGUGGAGCUUGUGGGUACGGAAACUUGUAUAGCCAAGGGUACGGGACGAACACGGUGGCGCUGAGCACGGCGCUGUUCAACAACGGCCUGAGCUGCGGCGCCUGCUACGAGAUGACAUGCACCAACGACCCCAAGUGGUGCCUCCCCGGCACCAUCACCGUCACCGCCACCAACUUCUGCCCCCCCAACUUCGCCCUCCCCAACAACAACGGCGGCUGGUGCAACCCCCCGCUCCAGCACUUCGACAUGGCUGAGCCUGCCUUCCUCCAGAUCGCCCAGUACCGCGCCGGAAUCGUCCCCGUCUCCUUCCGAAGGGUGCCCUGCAUGAAGAAAGGGGGAGUACGGUUCACAAUCAACGGCCACUCGUACUUCAACCUAGUCUUGAUAACGAACGUCGGCGGCGCGGGGGACGUGCACGCGGUGUCGAUAAAGGGGUCACGCACCGGGUGGCAAGCGAUGUCGCGAAACUGGGGCCAGAACUGGCAGAGCAACAACUACUUGAACGGGCAGGCGCUGUCCUUUCAAGUCACCCUCAGCGACGGCCGCACACUCACAGCCUACAACGCCGCACCCUCCAACUGGCAGUUUGGCCAGACCUUUGAGGCCGCCCAGUUCUAGAAUCACCCCAAAACCAUACACAAAAAACAUCCAAAAUUUGGUGCUUUUUUUCUUUUCUUUUUCUCUCUCUUUUUUGGUUUGAGUGUGCGUGGGGUUGUUUAGCAGAGGUUUUGGAGGAGGGUCCGAGCGGCGGCGGUAGAGAUAGGGGCGGAGGAGGGAGGAGGAGGGGGUAUUUUACGAUAAUUGAAUGGCCAUAAUGGCUACCUCUGUUAUGCUGUGGUGUUAUAAUCUGGCACCCGCUAGGCUUUGACAUUUAUAUAUAUUUAUAUUUAUCAAUAUAUAUAUGAUAUAUAUUAAUAUAAAUGUUGUUGUUACUAUGGUUUGUAUUAAGAGUAAAAUAGAAGUAGAAAAAAAAAAGGUAA